Messenger RNA from Osmia lignaria (orchard mason bee), 2207 nucleotides. RefSeq lists its product as uncharacterized. The record is from RefSeq and is a predicted model, not a curated record. Gene Ontology annotation, molecular function: nucleic acid binding. Lineage: Eukaryota; Metazoa; Arthropoda; Insecta; Hymenoptera; Megachilidae.
AGCGUGUUGCAUUAGAUAUUUUAUAAUCAUUAUGGAACGUAAACAGGGUCAAACAAUUCGUAGUGAAGCCCGGAACAUAAUCCGGCGCGUAAUAGAAAAAUGUGACGAAGAAGCGCGUAAAGGCGAAAUGAUUUAUCUACUUAAGCAAGCAAAUCUCCGUGCUUCAUUUUAUACUGGAACAUCCAUUCCAACCAUUAGUCGUAUCCGAAAGGAGGAUUCCACGUAUAGAGAAGAUGAACCUCUACCAACACCGGGAACGAAACGCCCGAGAAGUGAGGAUAAAAAGUUUCACUGCUCACUCGAGGACCAGGCGGUAAUAAGAGGUGUUAUUCACGAUUUCUAUUUGGAAAAAAAAAUUAUGCCUACUGGUCCUAAAAUAUUAGCAGCGAUACGUAAAAAAAUCAACUUCCCAUGGGAAAUACAUAGUCUCCAUAAAUUACUAAAGUGCAUGGGUUUUGAAUGGAGGAAGACUAUUAAUAUUAAAAAGGUAUUAAUUGAAAAGCCAAAUUUUAUAGCUUGGAGAGCUAAAUAUCUGAAAGCAAUAGAAUAUUAUCGCAAGCAAAACAGACCUAUAAUUUACAUUGACGAAACGUGGGUAGACAACACCUUGUAUUUUCAUAAAUGUUGGGACGGUAAGGAAAUAGGAAUUAUGAAGAACACAAAUUCAUCAAACCGUUUGGUUAUUAUUCACGCGGGAGGAAAGGAUGGUUUUAUAAAAGGGGCAGAACUCAUAUUCGAGUCUCAAACGACAUCUAGUGACAUCCACGGACAAAUGAACCCGGCAAAUUUUGAAAUAUGGAUUACCGAAAAAUUACUGCCUAACAUUCCUGCAAACUCCGUGGUAGUUAUGGAUAACGCCCCCUACCAUUCAGCUCGACUAAACGAACCGCCCUCGAAUUAUUCCAAGAAAGAAGAUAUACUUCGAUGGCUGGUUGAAAAUAAUGUCCCGUAUGCACAGAAUAUGAGGAAAUACCAAUUGCUUGAGCUGGUAAAUACACACAAGAAAUUAAAGAAAACGUUUAAAGUCGAUGAGAUACUAAAAGUACAUGGGCAUAAUGCCUUACGAUUACCAUCGAGUAUACUUGAUCUGAAUCCUAUCGAACUGGCUUGGUCCCAGGUAAAGAAGAAAUUAAGAGAGAAAAAAAUACUUGUUUCAUCGAGCAGUGAGCUGGAACGACACAUCAUGGUGGCAAUUAACGAAGUGACACAAAAAGACUGGCAGAAUUUCUGUGAACACGUGGAGAAGCUUGAGGGAGACUAUUGGCGAAAAGAUGGAUUAGUAGAAGAAAUAACAGAUAAUUUAGAACUACCAAGUGAUGAAUCGGAAAGUGAUUCUGAUGAGAGCACAGAUUCUGAAGAUUAAAAGGGGCAUUUUAAGGAAUAAUGGAUUCUAUGACCGGAAUGGAUUAUUUACUUAUAUGCAUAUGUUAAAUAUUUACUUUGCUACAAGCUGAGGGAGAGGGUACAGCCACGGCCGGUUUUAGCAAUAUUGACGCCCCGGGCAAGAUUAUCGUGGCGCCCAUUCAGGGGCUAAAAGACGCGUCAGGGAAGAUGUAGACAUAAAUGUCGCAGCAUAUAUAACAUAUAUGUAAUAUUACAUAUGAGAUGUAGAUAGAGAGAAGAGGCAAUAAGAAAAUAUCGGUAUAUUCGCGUACUAGGGACACCGGGUUGCGGCGCCCCCUACAGAUCUAACGCUCUGGACGAUUGCGCGACCGCGCGCCCCCCUGACGCCGGGCCUGGGUACAGCUAUGUAGCUUUAAGUUAUGGAAUUUGUUAGUUGAUCAAACCGGUAUCAUUGAUAUUGAGGUCGUAGGAAUUAGACGCCGAAAUGAACCGUCGUAUGGGUCAGAUAGAUUACGAAAAGAGGGGAAGAGCUUGUCAUGGAUACCGUGAACAUUAUCUUAUGUUUAAGAUAAUGAAAGUACUAAUGUUCAAAAUAUUGUAUAUAAACGUUGACAACAAUGACCAUACACAGUCAUUUCCAUCAAGUUAUGGACGAUUUGAUGGAAACAGGAAUACUGUAACUGAAAUAUCAGAAUUGAAGAGGAAAACAAUGAGCCCUUUCAAAACACAAAACGUUUGUGCAACUCUCGCUACGUAAGGGAUCCAACUACAGAGAACUGCACCAGACGCUAAUCAAAGAAACUUGCUUUAUUAAAAACUUCUAACUGUUUUUCAUUUGAAUAAAAAUGAACCUUCUUCCUCAA